GUCACGUGGUUGAGUCAGCUGAUGCUAAAGCUAGGCUAGCAGCUGGACGGACUGUUCUCCUGCACAGACGGAUCUGACAGUCGGUCAGAAUGCCUUUCUCCGAGUUGUAUUUUAACGUUGAUAACGGUUAUCUGGAGGGACUGGUCAGAGGCUUCAAAGCAGGAAUACUGUCCCAGGCAGAUUAUUUAAACCUCGUUCAGUGCGAGACGCUGGAAGACCUGAAGCUCCACCUCCAAAGCACAGACUAUGGCAGCUUCUUGGCUAACGAGGCAUCUCCACUCACUGUAUCUGUCAUCGAUGACAAGUUGAAGGAGAAAAUGGUGGUGGAGUUUCGCCACAUGAGGAACCAGUCGUACGAGCCACUCGCAAGCUUCAUGGACUUCAUUACGUACAGCUACAUGAUAGACAACGUCAUCCUUCUGAUCACAGGCACUCUGCACCAGAGGGCCAUCUCUGAACUGGUGCCCAAGUGCCACCCGCUGGGCAGCUUCGAACAGAUGGAGGCCGUCAACAUUGCUCAGACUCCUGCUGAACUCUACAAUGCCAUCCUGGUGGAUACGCCCCUUGCUGCAUUCUUCCAGGACUGUAUAUCUGAGCAGGAUCUGGAUGAAAUGAACAUUGAAAUAAUUCGUAACACACUUUAUAAGGCUUAUCUGGAGGGUUUCUAUAAAUUUUGCUCCAACCUGGGAGGAACCACAGCAGAUACCAUGUGCCCCAUUCUGGAGUUUGAGGCUGACAGGAGGGCUUUCAUCAUCACCAUUAACUCAUUUGGCACCGAGUUAUCCAAGGAGGACCGAGCCAAGCUCUUCCCUCACUGUGGAAAGCUUUAUCCAGAAGGCCUAGCUCAGCUUGCCCGGGCGGACGACUAUGAGCAGGUCAAGGCUGUUGCUGAUUACUAUCCUGAGUACAAACUGCUUUUUGAGGGCGCCGGUAGCAACCCAGGAGACAAAACACUGGAGGAUCGCUUCUUCGAGCAUGAGGUGAAGCUGAACAAACUGGCUUUCCUCAACCAGUUCCACUUCAGUGUUUUUUACGCUUACGUCAAGCUGAAGGAGCAGGAGUGCAGGAACAUCGUCUGGAUUGCUGAGUGCAUUGCCCAGCGCCACCGCGCCAAGAUCGACAACUACAUUCCCAUCUUUUAAGCAUAGUCUUCCUCUCAUUAUCAUUUCAUUCAGUUCUUUGUCCUAUACAGUGUCUCUAGUCCCACUCAGGUACAAUUUAAAACAUGUCAUCAGCUUUGGAAAAAGAACAGCAGAGUGAGAGGAGCAGAGGUGGCUGCUGCUGCUUUCACGUGCUUCAGAAAAGCAUCUUCUGACUCAUUUGAUUUUCAAAGGCUUGCCAGUGAUCAUCUAAACAUUCUUCACGGUUUGUUGUUUUACACAGCACGCGUUUGUCACUUGGCACGUCACCUUGAUAAACUAAACCAGGAGAAUAAUUUGCAAGUUAACUUAAAAAUCAACACACUUUGACAGUGAAGCCAUGAAGCUUCAUUUGGUGUCUGCAGAAAUCACUGAUCAUAAAUUCUUCUCUCAGCACUUCCAUCAGAGGCUUUGCUGUCAGCUGUGCUACAGUCACCGCUGAUAUCCAGGUUCGUGGGGCAGUUCAGUAAAAUGCAUCCUAUAUCUGAUGCCUUGAGUCAGACAUCAACAUUGACCUUUAACCUCACAGGUUCCCAUGGUCUUCUGACUGUGGUCAUGUCAAACCACAUACCCUCCUCCUGGCUAUUUCUUUCUGUUUUAGUGCACAUUUAAUUUCUGCAGUUCUUUCUGCUAAAUGUAAGCAGUUUAAUGUGUGAACCCUGUAGAUUUGUUUAAUUAUAUUGUUGUUCGACGUAAAAGAACAGAUGAAGAGUUUCCAGUUUGCACUGCACCUGCUCCUGUGUGAUCUGUCUGUACAUGAACAUACUGAAAUGAAGCAGAAUAUGUGCUAUGACAAAAAAUAUUUAAACUAUAAAGUGAUAUACAUAUUUAAAGAUGAUGGUAUUAUUUUUGUUUGUCAUGCUGUAAAAAUUGGAUUUUUUGCUGUUUUGAGCUUUAUUUGUGAAAUGUGUAUUGUAAAUGUGACAGAGUAAACGGACUAGUGCUCAUCAGCUGCUGUAACUGAAUAAGUGUCGCACAGCUUUGUGUGAGCCGAUGCACCGCUGCAGAUUUAAAAUUGUGGGUAUUCAGAUGUCAUAACACCUAAGUAAAUCCUUGUCAUUUGAUUGAAG
This is a messenger RNA of Thalassophryne amazonica, 2209 nucleotides long. RefSeq names its product ATPase H+ transporting V0 subunit d1 (gene atp6v0d1). Bases 90 to 1142 code for a protein of 350 amino acids. The transcript is spliced from 8 exons. Gene Ontology annotation, biological process: vacuolar transport; proton transmembrane transport; vacuolar acidification. Gene Ontology annotation, molecular function: proton-transporting ATPase activity, rotational mechanism. Gene Ontology annotation, cellular component: lysosomal membrane; early endosome; proton-transporting V-type ATPase, V0 domain. NCBI's taxonomy places the organism in Eukaryota, Metazoa, Chordata, Actinopteri, Batrachoidiformes, Batrachoididae. The record is from RefSeq and is a predicted model, not a curated record.